This is a messenger RNA of Cuscuta campestris, 502 nucleotides long. The record is from the annotation of a GenBank genome assembly. Lineage: Eukaryota; Viridiplantae; Streptophyta; Magnoliopsida; Solanales; Convolvulaceae.
CUUUAAAACAGAAUCUAAAAUUUUUUGACGAGUUUAUAAGCAUAUAUAGAGAAACAUAUACACACUCUUGGAUAGACCUAUGGAGAUUGGGAAAUAAUAUCAUGGAUCAAAGCUAGAAGAAGAAAUUAUUUUCCAGAUCUGGUUGCAUCUUCACCGGAUCUAGUCUGAAAAUAGAUCUUGGCGAUGAAGAGGGUCAGCGACGGAGAGGAUGCGGGUCAGCGACGACAAGGAUGUGGGUCAGCGCGGCGAUGGGUGCGGGUCAGCGCGGCGAUGGGUGCGGGCCAGCUACGGCGAUGGAUGCAGGUCAGCGACGGCGAGAGGAUGCCCGGGGCUGCGACGGCGGGGGCUUUCGACGGCGGGGGUUGCGGAAGCAUCAUCGUCAUCGGUGGUAGUGCUGAAGCGCCGGCGGCGGUGGUGCUGAAGUACUGGCGUCGGUAGUGGGGGAUGGCUUCAGUCAGUGGGGGUACAUGGGUGUGCAGGGCAGUAAAGAGGAGGGGCAUAA